Messenger RNA from Sinocyclocheilus anshuiensis, 1175 nucleotides. RefSeq names its product BCL2/adenovirus E1B 19 kDa protein-interacting protein 2-like. Gene Ontology annotation, cellular component: cytoplasm. Lineage: Eukaryota; Metazoa; Chordata; Actinopteri; Cypriniformes; Cyprinidae. Gene Ontology annotation, biological process: apoptotic process. The transcript is spliced from 9 exons. The record is from RefSeq and is a predicted model, not a curated record. The annotation marks the transcript as partial.
UAACACAAGACACAAGAUACAGUCACUGAAACUGGUGAAGCUCAUGAAACACUUCAGGUCAUGGUCAGCAGCUGAGUUCACUGAAUGCAUUUCUAAUCUAGACACUUUUCAUUUUAAAGACUUUAGACAUGGGGACUUACUCAGACCAGAGGGAAGGGUAUAUGCCAAAUGGGCAUUCAGAAAACGCCAAGACAUCAGCCUUCAUCCCCGACAUGGAGCUCCGGGAGGAAUGGCAGGAUGAGGAGUUCCCCAGGCCUCUUCCUGAGGACACACAGAGUCCUGGCGAUGAAGAGGAAAGCCCUGGAGCUGAGGGAAACAGGCCUGUCCCACCAACUAGCCUGGCCCUUACAAGUGAUACCGUCAGGAAGAAGCGACUAGUAGCGCCGACUCUUAGUUUAACACUGGAUAAAACCUCUACUGACCGGAGCUUGAAAUCUGACGAGUUUGAUGCCUCUGCUCUUUCACCAUCUCCUGAUGAUGACCUAGAGAUGGACAUUAACCUGGAGGCCCUAGAGACCCCCUCAGACAGCGAGUCUUACAACUUCCCAGACAGCAUGCACGACUUAGAGUGGGAAGAUGAUCUUCCCAGGAUGUGCAAAGCAGCGAUCAGAAAAGCCAGUUUACUAGAGCAUGCAGAAAUGGGACACCUGGACUUGGAUCAGGUGGACAGCAAUGGGCGGCGAUGGAGGCGAUUCCAUAUUGGCGGCCAAGACUACCAAGUCAACAUGAGCGUUCUGGAGCCGUACCUUCAAGUUCUUUCCCACGGAGGAUAUUAUGGAGACGGAUCGACAGCCAUCAUCAUGUUUACUUCCUGCUACCUACCAGAAAAUACAACCGAACACUAUGAGUAUGUGAUGGACAAUCUCUUCAGGUACAUUAUUGGCACGUUGGACUUGAUGGUGUCUGAGAAUUACAUAUUGGUGUAUCUGUGUGGAAUGGCCCCUCGCAAUAAGAUGCCUGGGAUUAAGUGGCUUCGACAGUGUUACAUGUCCAUCGACAGAAGGUUAAAGAAAGACUUGAAAGGCCUUUUCGUGGUUCACCCGGCCUGGUACGUGAGAGCGUUAAUCACUGUCAUCAAACCCUUCAUCAGUGAGAAAUUCAGCAGGAAGAUGCGCUUCAUCCACAGCUUGCAAGAACUGGCCGAGUUUGUUCCUGUGGCCCAGCUGCAAAUCCCA